GUCAAAAUAAACUUUUAUUAUACCAAAUAAUCUUAUUAUUAUUUAAAAUUCAUGUUUAUAUUAUACAUAAUGUUCAAUCAGUAAAUAUCAAGUGAACUGAAGUGAGUUGAAUAUAAGAAGUAAAAUACGUACUUACUACAAUGGAGCGUGGUAAAAUGUCUUCAGCCGGUCGUGGGGGUAAAAGCAAGGCUCCACAACAUCCUCAGGAUAUAUUUGCGUUGGGUAGCAAGUCGACUGUGGUAGUCUCGCGAGACUCAGAGAAACGAAGCAUACAUAAGCCUUCCACUAGUGGUGCUGUGGAAAGGAAACGAGACAGCACAGGAUUUGGGAGCCAACCGCCAAGUAAGAGAUCUCGGAUAGGUUCUCCUGCAGAAUCAGUAUCAACAACUUCACUCGAGAUAGAUCCUGUUGACUUGGUUCCUAAUGUCCUUCAAGCUCUUGAUACACAUAAUUCAGACAAACUUCUUGGUCUUUUAACAGGCUCUAUUCGCCUCUUAAAGUCCCAACGGUCGAAGCCUGAUCCAAUACUAUGUAUGGGCAUGUUAUAUUUAACGAAGAUUCGUCCCAAUAUGUUUGCUCACGAGACUGUUACUCAAACACUUUGUACAUUGCUGAAGAGGGAACAAGGAGCAGCAUUUAAGAGUAAAGGCAAUCCGCUAGUGUUUGUUUUAGCUUGUAAUAUGCUGUAUGCAGGGCAUAAAGAUAGUAACAACUGGCCAGAUACAUUUAUAAAGGUAUACCUGGAUGACGCUCUCAAUGAGAGGUGGUGGGUUGAUUGUUCCUGGUGCAAAUGUCUGGUGGAAAAUAUUGUUACGGCGUUCAGCACGAAACAACCGCCUCCACAUCUUAUACCCACCGAGAGUACUUUGGGAACAAUGUCCCCAUCAGGGUCUGGCUCGCCGUUGAUGGGGAGUACAGAAGAUGAUGUGGACAACACUGAGCUAGAGUAUACCGUCUUUCCCAGGUAUUCCAGUAGCUAUGAGAGUGUGGAGGCACUCGUGCUGGAGGCUAUCAAGGAGCAGAUACAGAGGCGAGCCGCGCCCGAUGCGAUGGGCAAGGGUUUCCUAAAAUUAUUGUCCGCGACUUGUGGAUUCCCCGAGAUUCGAAUGAUAGCGGCCUCCCGUUUAGAAGGAUGGCUACAUUCGGGCAAGACGUGGCGAGCGGCGCAGGAGCUACUCGCGUACGUGUGCGCCAACGCGUGCGCAUCCGGACCGAGCGCACCGCGGGACCACGAAGUCUUAGCGCAACUCGCUCGGAUGCGACUCAAGACCAAGCCGCUGCAGAGCGCCUACCAAGCGUGUCUUAGGGAGAUGGUAUCGGAGAGCCCGGCGCUAUUACGCAGUGUGGUGACCCACACGAUCUACAACGAGUUAUCAAACGUACGUUCGCCGAACAAUAUGGCCGUUCUGGCUGCACUCAUUCAUGCGCAGCCGCAACUCGUGCCCGCUGCCAUGGCUGAUACUUAUCAGGAGCUUCUGCUGCGUACGGAAGAUUACCUGCGUCCACUACGUGCGCUGACUCGCGAAUGUAUACGCGCCGCUCGCUCCGACGCCCAGGCCUUGUUGCCUCUCGCUCAUGCGCUUGCGCAUCCGCCGCCGCAUGAUCCCCCGCAAGAAAUCCGCGAGCGGGCGUUCUCUUCCCUGGCAGACUUGUUCUGCUGCUGCUGCUUGGUGACGGCGACUCAACGCGCCCACUGCCCCGACUACCGCGCCAACUUGGCCGCGUUGCAGCAGCAGGCGCUGGCUUGGCUGUUGGACACCGCCGUGGGGGUGUACCGCCCUCAACGCCACGACUAUCAGCACGCGCUGAACAAGAUAAUGUUCGUGGAGUCGGCGGAAACUUACAGCAAAGUGGACAACUGGCCCCCCGAGUCCGAGCGCGCCCUCACCUACCGGCUCUGCUGCGAAGCGCCUCUGUCGCAGCACACCAUACUGAGACUUAUAUUCAUCGGCCUUUCCAAAGAAAUCCCCGUAUCCCCGGCGGAGGUGUUCGAGCUUCUGGAGCAAUUGGUGCGUCGAGCUUGCGCUUUGCCUCCGGAGGAUGGGCCUCUGCAAGUAGACAAGUUGGAGAUCGCCGACUACAUAUUCCAGCUAUGUCAAUUCCAUCCACCGGAUAACAUCACGCUGCCCGCCGGGUACACAGCCCCGUCGUUGGCGAUUACGGCGCUCUAUUGGCGAGGGUGGCUCGUUCUGACGAUGCUCGCGGCCCACAAUCCUCAUCAGUUCGCCGAAAGAGCCGCCACCACUUAUCCCACUCUGAGAGCGCUCAUCGAAUGCUGUAUAACCGGUAAACCGUCCAUAGAGUGGACCAACGGCCCGGGCGAAACUGAACGCACGGAGACCGAACGCGCGUCCAUCUUGCAACUGGAGAGCCACUUGGCGGCCGCCAGCAACGCCGCCAAUAAGUUGCCUCUGCCCAUCACCGAACAUUCCUCGAGACUGCUCAGCCAGCUCACCCUGAUGGAGCCCCUGGGGCCGGCGAGGCGUCCGCCCGCCGGUGUCCUCGAAGCGCUUCAGACGUUAAGCUCUCAACUGCGGCUCGGAAGACUUCUGUGUCGGCAACCGGCGCUGCUCCUCCAGUUGGUGGAACGUCACGGGACCCGUCGGGCGAUGCCCUGGCUGCAUCAGUUGCUUCGGCACGAACGAUUGGAGCUGAGUGUACUGCCAGUGCAAUGCCUCUGCGAAUUCCUUUCGGCGGGCAGCGCGGGCGGAUCGGGCGAGACGAGCAAGACGAGUGAGCUCUGCGCCCACGUCCGACGGACUCUGCAGACCGAGGAGGGCGCACGAGCAGUGCUGCACUAUUACAUGCACAGGCUUGCGCAUGCGCACGCGCCCACUAGGGCUUCCGCUACGAGGGGCUUAAAGCUGGUCCUGUCCUCGUCAGAUGAGACUACGGAGUUAGACUAUAAUGCCGACGUGAAUCCCGAAUCCUGGCUUCCACUGUUACCAUCUUUACGUCACUGGGAAGCCUUAAAGGCCGAGGGCUUACGACGCAUACGCGCCGCCUUACUGGUCGAGUGCAUCCCGGAGCAUUUGGCGGCCUAUCUCGCGUUCCUCGCCGACCACUGUUCAGAUAAUUCACCCGACGAGCUGACCGAUACCGUGCUGGAUUUAAGCCAAGUGCUAAUGGAGCGAACGACGGUCAUAGGUCACGUGCUACCCGCUGCCGAGAGGCGAAGCGACCAACGAGCGCACCAUCGCGCCCUGCACGCCGCCACCACCAUCCUGUACACGCAUCUCAGACAGGUACUCACGCUGGGUCAACAGCCGGAACCCCAAAAACCGACGGAGGACGGCGUCGAAGGCGCCGGGAGCGCCUGGGCCGGUGGAGAAAAGGUCACUUUGCAGUGGUCGAACGGCCGACGCGCCAUUUUACACGUGGUCACUGCGCAUGCGCAUCUAAAACUGCUCUGCUACGGACCGUCCGUGUUCGACGUGAACCAAGAGAUGUAUUCUUGGCUGCAAACGAUGUGGGUCGGCACCGACGCCCCGGACACCAUUGUUGCGGAAUCUGCUGAAGAGGGCGUACUGCUACCGGACUGGCUUCGCCUUCACAUGGUGCGAUCGGCGCGGCAGGGCCUGCUCGAGGCUGGCCUCCGAGGCCUUCCCGCUCACAAGUUGGCUCUGUUCAUACAAACUUUCGGCAUGCCCGUGCCGUCUAUGAGCGCCCUGUUGAGCUCCCUGGACGCCUGCCCGGCCGGCGCCGUGGUCCGCCUGGGCGUGGAGCGCGGCUACAUGUCGCAACUGCUGCGCGUGCAGCGACAGCGCGGCGCCACCGGGGGAGCCGCCUUCGCCGCCGCCUUGAGGCUGCAGAGGCCGCAGCCGCCCUCCGAUGACACUCUAUUCGUGGAAGACCCUCUCCCGGAAGAAGUGUCCGAGGCGUGGGAGUGUGCCCCCGCGGCGCCGCGAGUCUCCGGGGAAUCGGCCACGGGCCUGCUCGCCUCGAUCUUCACGGGGGCGAAGCUGUACUUCGGAGACCUGGACACUGGCUUCACUCAGCUGAAUAGUCAAAUCGUCCGAGAGAGCAAUCAGGGCGGUGGUCCGUGUACCCGAAGUACGCUCGAGUUUCUGCGCGCGGCGGCGAGCGGAGCGGGGAGUGGAGCGGAAGCGUUACGCGGGCUUUUGUCACGGUCGGCGUAUUCCGCUCCGCUCGUGAGGACUCUGGUUCACGUCGCACCGGCUGGACUGGGCGAGGUGUGUGCCGCGUUGUUGCCCCAUAUGUCGUACGUGCGAGGCCCCACGUACGAAGCGGUGCGUGCGGGUGCGGGAGUCGCGCGCACGCCCGACACGCCCCUUCCGCUCCUGCCGAACGCCGCUACGAAGGAACAGAUUAUCACUGCUUUCGAGUCGGCCACGGCGAGCACCCUGGAAUCCAUAGGGAACCACAUCAUCGAAACCCAGGACACGCAAGUCGUGGUGGACGCUAUUACCCAGCUGUUGCAGAACAACCAGGACGGAAAAUAUAAUUCGCCGGUGAAAGCGGAACCCGGACAGUCCGUCGCGCCUGCGUCGAUAUUUUCCGAUGGCACAUUGGGGUGCGGCCUACUGCUGGACUGGCUCGCCGAGCUCCACCGGGAGACCCUCUCUAAGCUCAUGCGCGUCAUGUUCGUGAGCGGAGGCGCAAGUUGGCGGCCAUUGCUCGUUACGCUGAUGGCUCAGAGGUCUUCGUGGCGCACUCUGCACGCCUGUCUCGCGGAACUGCUGAUGCCCGACGGGAAAUGGGCCCCUCGUGCCGUCUUAGAUUUCGCCGAGGCCUUGGUGAACAGCCCGAGAAUAUGGCAAGGUCGCGAUCGAGCCACGCCUAAACACUAUGUGCCUGAAGAUACACUUAGGCUCACGCAUAAACAGCUGGGCGUACUCAUCCGUUACGUGAGCGAAGAGGCGUGGGAGGAGCCGGAGAUGGAAGGGGGGCGGCGGCGGAUCGAGGCUCGUCUGUCUCUGCUGCUGCGAUGCUGCGGCGAGCCGCACUCUCUGCUCGCCGCCGCUUUGGCCGCCAGCGAAGGACAUCCCUUGCUGCUGCUGCUCAUGUAUAUGAAGGUACCGAAAAUUCUCCAGCUCCUCCGUGAAUGCGAAGAGAGACCGGGUUCGGCCAUAGAAGUGGGCGCCCCCGGUGCCCGGCUCUCGACGGGAGCCUCCACCAGCGCCACGGAUCGAGUCUCGCACACUUUGCUCACUGCCCUCGCGCCGAACACGUACCAAUCCGGGAAGGAACACUCGCAGAAGGCUUGGCGCAUAGAAGCCGCGGCCCGAGCGGUGUGGUCCCGCGUGGUGGGUGCCGGCGAACGGGCACUGCCCCUGGCGGGCGCCUUGUUGAGGGGCGUGAGGGCCAGGCACCAUCAUCAUCUGCUGGCGGCGCUGGAGAUGCUGCCCGACAGGGAGCUGUUUGCGGCGCCGGCGAGCGAAGAGAUCCACGGUAUCCUGGAGUGCUUCCUGAGCCUGGUCUGCGGCGGGGGUGGCGGCUCCGGGGCCCUGCCCCACCGAGUGGCCGCCCUCCUCCGCCGCUACCUCGCCGCGCGCCCACAGAGGGCGGCCUCUCUCAUGCACCAACAUCGGGAUGGUAUCGCGAAUCAGCCGGCGUUGAGUGGCGUAGUGAGCGGAGAAGCGAGUUCCAGCGUGACGCCGCCGCCGCACGCUCUCACGGCGUUGCAAAGGAGGCGCGCCUCGCCCGACGAACUACAGUGGUUGCUGCAGGAGAUAGAGGCGUGGGGCGUACGACGAGGUGGGGCGUGGGGCGGUCCUCGCAGUGCAGACGCCAUCUUGCGUUGCGCCGCACCGCUCGCCGCUUCGCCGCACGCUCCGCUCAGGAACGCUGCGCUGUCGCUGCUGGCGAAGCUCUUACCCGCGGCACCCGAUACGAGACCAGGUCUGCAAGCAAUCCUGGAAUGCCUGGAGUCACCUCAACCGGAAGUGGUGGCGAGCGUAUUAGAAAAGCUGCCAGACCUGGUUUGUGGAAUACAAGAGCACGGAGCUAAACUAUUAGACACAGUGUUUGAAUUAGGAAUGCGCUCGAGGGCACCUGUCGACUCCUGUCUGGCUAAAUGUGUGUCGGCCUUGAACUUACUGAGAGCUUGUUAGUUUAACGAUUGGAGUCAAGCAUAGUGACUACCUGACAUAAAGGAUUGUGAUAUCAGAAAUGUUUAUGACCAAGUUCAUAUAGAAUGCCCUAUUAUGCCCAGUUG
Pieris brassicae (large cabbage white) is the source of this 6178-nucleotide messenger RNA. RefSeq names its product integrator complex subunit 1 (gene IntS1). The transcript has 37 exons. Gene Ontology annotation, biological process: U2 snRNA 3'-end processing. The record is from RefSeq and is a predicted model, not a curated record. The coding region runs from base 141 to 6074 and encodes 1977 amino acids. Lineage: Eukaryota; Metazoa; Arthropoda; Insecta; Lepidoptera; Pieridae. Gene Ontology annotation, cellular component: integrator complex.